GCUCUCUUCUCUUUCUCUCUUCUUCUUUCUCUUCCAAUUCACCAUCCUCUCUCUUUCAAAAUAACCCGCCCUUUCCCACUGAUACUGUAACACCAUUUCUCUUCAACCUCAGUCAUUUCUCCUGUAUCACAACCCACCAUGAGUGCCAACUUCAACGACCCCGCCGCCAAUGCCCCCGAUGCGGCUGCGUACAAGGGCAAGGGCAAGGCUGAGGACCCUUCGGUCGAGAUGAGCAUGGAUGAAGAGGACAGCGAGGACAGCGAGAACGAAAAUGAAGAGCUGGUUCCUGAAGAGGAAGACGAGGGCCAGGGCAACCUCGAACCUAUCUCCUCCGAAAACAUCAUCCAAGGUGGACGCCGCACACGUGGCAAGAACAUCGACUUCCAGGAAGCGGCUGAGAAGACCAAGAACGACGAGAUGGACGACGACGAUGACGACGAGGACUUUGCGCCUCAGGACAACGACAAUGAAAACGAUGAUGACCAGAUGCGCGAUUAAUUCCACAUUAUGUCGUUAUGAAUUUUUUUUUUUUUUUUUUUUUCCCCCGUUUU
This is a messenger RNA of Aspergillus ruber CBS 135680, 551 nucleotides long. Its product is annotated as histone H2A.Z-specific chaperone CHZ1. The record is from RefSeq and is a predicted model, not a curated record. Lineage: Eukaryota; Fungi; Ascomycota; Eurotiomycetes; Eurotiales; Aspergillaceae. The transcript is spliced from 3 exons. Bases 139 to 498 code for a protein of 119 amino acids.